This is a messenger RNA of Diaporthe amygdali, 3291 nucleotides long. Its product is annotated as importin subunit beta-3. Bases 1 to 3291 code for a protein of 1096 amino acids. The record is from RefSeq and is a predicted model, not a curated record. Gene Ontology annotation, molecular function: small GTPase binding; nuclear import signal receptor activity. Gene Ontology annotation, biological process: protein import into nucleus. Gene Ontology annotation, cellular component: nucleus; cytoplasm. NCBI's taxonomy places the organism in Eukaryota, Fungi, Ascomycota, Sordariomycetes, Diaporthales, Diaporthaceae. The transcript is spliced from 5 exons.
AUGUCUAUCCUGCCUCCCGAGAUCACGGCCGAGCUGGGCCAGCUCAUCCAGGGCCUCCAGUCUCCAGACAACUCCAUCCGCUCUCAGGCCGAGGAGGCGCUGGCAAACAACUGGACAAGCACGCGUCCUGAGGUCCUGCUGAUGGGCUUGGCUGAGCACAUUGCCGGGUCGCAGGACGUUCAGGUCCGAUCCUUUGCCGCUGUCAUCUUCCGCAGGAUAGCUUCGAAGUCACGAAAGAACGAGCAGGGACAGGUCGUUGACGUUUUCAUCUCCCUCGCCAAAGAGCAGGCUCUCGUCGUUAGGCAAAAACUACUCGAGACACUCGUCAACGAGACGGACAAGCAAGUUAGGAACAAAAUUAGCGACAGCGUCGCCGAAGUAGGAAGACAAUAUUCAGACGCGAACGAGCCAUGGCCUGAGUUGCUUACCGUGCUCUUCCAGCUGAGCAUGGCCGAGGAGCCGGGCAAGCGUGAAGCAGCCUUCCGCGUCUUCAACACCACCCCUGGCAUCAUCGAGAAGCAACACCAUGACGCCGUUGGCCAGGCAUUCACCAAGGGCUUCAAGGACGACUCUGUCGGAGUACGCCUUGCGGCCAUGGAGGCUUUCGCUUCUUUCUUCAGGAGCCUGAACAAGAAGAGCCAACAACAAUAUUACCCACUUAUCCCCGAAGUGCUCAACAUCCUCCCGCCCAUCAAGGACUCUCAGGACUCCGAGGACCUCAGCAAGGCUCUGGUCGCCCUGAUCGACCUUGCCGAAUCGGCCCCCAAGAUGUUCAAGCAUCUGUUCCACAACCUGGUGCAGUUCAGCAUAUCCGUGAUCCAGGACAAGGAGCUCAGCGACAUUUGUCGCCAGAACGCAUUGGAACUCAUGGCUACAUUUGCCGAUUACGCACCAUCCAUGUGCAAGAAGGAUAGCUCCUUCACAAAUGACAUGAUCACCCAAUGCUUGAGCCUGAUGACCGAUCUGGGGGAGGAUGAAGAUGUGCAGGACUGGCUCGAUUGCGACGACCUCGACCAAGAAGAGAGCGACCAAAAUCACGUCGCGGGCGAGCAAUGCAUGGACCGACUGGCCAAUAAGCUCGGUGGCCUCACAAUCCUCGCGCCAACUUUCAACUGGCUUCCUCGCAUGAUGCAGUCUAUGUCGUGGAAGGAUAAGCACGCUGCCCUGAUGGCCAUCUCGGCCAUCUCGGAAGGCUGCCGGGAGCAGAUGCUUGGAGAGCUCAGCCAGGUCCUCGACCUCGUCGUGCCAGCUCUCAAAGACCCUCACCCGCGCGUCCGAUGGGCUGGAUGCAACGCGCUUGGCCAGAUGAGCACCGACUUUGCGCCCACAAUGCAGAAGGAGUACUACGAUGCGAUUCUCAAGGCCAUUGUGCCUGUUCUCGACUCACCCGAACCCCGUGUCAAGUCUCACGCCGCGGCUGCCCUGGUCAACUUCUGCGAGGAAGCAGAGAAGUCUGUUCUCGAGCCAUACCUGGACGAUUUGCUGUCGUCGCUCUUCCGGCUCCUCCAGAACGACAAGAGAUACGUACAAGAGCAGGCCCUCUCCACCAUCGCGACGAUUGCCGAUGCCGCUGAGGCAGCGUUCAGCAAGUACUACGAUUCCUUGAUGCCGCUGCUUUUCAAUGUCCUGCAAUCGCCGAUGGACAAGGACACCCGUUUGCUUAAGGCCAAGGCCAUGGAAUGUGCGACACUCAUCGGUCUGGCUGUUGGAAAAGACCGACUUGCCGGGGAUGCGAUGAAGCUGGUCCAGAUCCUGGCCCACAUUCAAACAAGCGUUACAGACGCCGACGACCCGCAAGCACAGUACCUGAUGCACUGCUGGGGUCGUAUGUGCCGUGUUAUGGGUACCGAGUUCCUACCAUUCUUGCCUAAUGUCAUGCCGCCGCUGCUGGAGCUCGCCAAGGCGAAUGCCGAUAUCCAGCUUUUAGAUGACGAUGAGCAGGUCGAAGCGCUCCAGCAGGAAGAUGGCUGGGAGCUUGUGCCCCUCAAGGGCAAGAUGAUUGGUAUCAAGACCAGCACUAUGGACGACAAGCACAUGGCCAUCGAGCUCCUCGUCGUCUAUGCCCAAGUUCUUGAGGGCAACUUUGCAGCAUAUGUGGCGGAGGUCAUGGAGAAGAUUGCUCUUCCCGGUCUUGCCUUCUUUUUCCAUGAUCCUGUGAGGUACAUGUCCGCUAAGCUGGUUCCUCAGCUCCUCAACUCUUACAAGAAGGCUUACGGAAACCCGUCAAACGAGCUUCGCGGGCUCUGGGCUGCUACUGUCGAUAAGCUCCUGGAAGUACUGACCGCUGAGCCUGCCAUCGACACUCUGGCGGAGAUGUACCAGUGCUUCUACGAGUCUGUUGAGUGCCUUGGAAGAGAUUGUCUGACUCCCCAGCACAUGGAGAAGUUCAUUGAAUCGGUCAAGACCGCUCUUGAUGACUACAAGGACCGUGUUCAGGAGCGUCUCGACGAGAACGAUGGUGCAAACCCCGAAGAUGUCGAAGACGAGGCUGAGGAAACGAUGAUGGCGAUUGAGGACGACCAGACCCUGUUGUCAGAUAUGAACAAGGCUUUCCACUCCAUUUUUAAGUAUCAUGGAGCGGCCUUUCUCCGACCCUGGGAGCGUCUCAUGUCGACGUACGAGGCUUUCCUCAACAACGGACGGGAUCCCACGCAACGCCAGUGGGGCUUGUGCAUCAUGGACGAUGUGCUCGAGUACUGUGGCCCUGAGUCCAUCCACUACGCCAACUACAUCAUGACACCUCUGAUCGAGGGAUGUCGCGACGCCUCCCCAGCCAUCCGCCAAGCUGCCGCGUACGGCAUUGGAGUCGCGGCGCAGAAGGGUGGGCAGGCUUGGGCACAGUUCCUGGGCGGUUCCGUCCCAUCCCUGUUCCAGGCGACACAGGUGCCUGACGCCCGCAGCGAAGACAACGUCUACGCUACCGAGAACGCGUGUGCGGCCAUUGCCAAGAUCCUGCACUUUAACGCAAGCCACGUGCCUAACACGGACGAAGUUAUUGCGCAGUGGAUCAAUACCCUGCCCGUCACGAAUGACGAGGAGGCUGCUCCAUACGCAUAUGCGUACCUGGCUGAGUUGAUUGACAAGCAACACCCUGCCGUCGGCCAACAACCCGACAAGGUCUUCCUCUAUAUCGCGCAGGGCCUUGAAUCACAGACCCUGACCUCCCAGACUGCAAGCCGCGUGUGUGCCGCCACAAAGGUGCUGCUCCAGGCGACGAACACGGACCCGACGCCGCUGCUCCAGCAGUUCACGCCGGACGCCCAGCAGGUUAUCAUGGCCUUCUUCAACUAG